This is a messenger RNA of Botrytis cinerea B05.10, 1427 nucleotides long. RefSeq lists its product as hypothetical. The record is from RefSeq and is a predicted model, not a curated record. The transcript has a single exon. Bases 170 to 841 code for a protein of 223 amino acids. NCBI's taxonomy places the organism in Eukaryota, Fungi, Ascomycota, Leotiomycetes, Helotiales, Sclerotiniaceae.
GUGAAUACAUUGUCACCAAUUUCCACAACAUGCAGACUGAUCAGAAACCUAUUCGCCGUAUGGUUCCAGUAUGCAUUAUAUCACGAUCGGCUUCAUUAUUUAACUAUUAUAUCGUCAUAUCAACUUGCAUCUUUUGAACUACCCUGUCUACAAUAUCUCACUACUCUUUAUGCAUUUUGAGCGCCGGCUAGCACUAAAACAUUCAAAAUCCUAUUACCCAUCUCACUACUCGAACAAUCCCACAAUCUUCUCACCAUCAUCUCACCAUCAAGACAUCUCGAAACGCAAGCCCUUCAAAACAAACCCUCCACCCACCGCCCUCAAGACCAUGAACACCACAUCCUUCGCCUCCUACCCCAUCUUCUCCUUCCCCAUAACCACCCUCCUCCUAACCCUCUUCUUCAUCUCCCUCCUCUAUAUCCCCCGCUUUCUCUUCCUCUAUCUCCGAACCCGCAUUUUUCAUUUCUGGGCCCGCAAUCUCAAGAAACGCAUGUCUCAUUUCGAGGCGUUGGAUCUGGCGCGCGCAGAGCUGGGUUUGGGGCGUGGGAAUGGAGCUGCAGUUGGAGAUAAGAAGAGACAAUCAAAAUACUGGUGGAAUAUCGAUUUGGAGCGAGGAGAAGAAGAAGAAAAUGAGUGGGUGACUAAGGGAGAGAUGGCGAAGGAAUGGAUUUGUGAGGGGGAGGAGAAGUGGGAAAUGAGGAGGUUGGGGGUUGCGGAGGGGUGUCGGUGGUUGCAUUUUGUGGGGAGGGAUGAGGAGGAGAAAGAGGGUGAGGAUGAGGAGGAGCAUGAGAAAGUGGAAUCAUAUGAGAUUCCAAUGAGGGACAAGGAGCUUGAUAGUUGAAGAGAAGACGGAGAUUAGAAGAUCUGGGAUUUGUGUUUAAUCAGGAGGGGGGGAGCGGGGUUGAUUAACAAAUCGGAAGGUGGUGGAGGAUAUAAAUGCAGGACAUCAUCCAUCACCACCCUGUGCAUAAUUGGCUAUCAUCAAUUCGACAGGAAAAAAGAAACAAGCGAUACGGUAUUCGGAAACAUCACCUCCUAUCUACCUACCCUCCCUCGUCAUUUCGAAUUUUGAAUUUCGAACCUCGUAUUUGCGAAAGCGAGGAAGACGGUAGUCAGGAUGUGGAGAGAAGGAAAGAAGAAAUUUAAGUUCAAGGAAAUUCAAGUAAAUAGAAUUUUUUUACAGUGGAAUGAAAUGGAUAGAUAGAUAGAUAGUAGAGCCAUUCUGUCUGUCUGUCUAUCUGUCUGUCCAUCUAUCUUGCUUAACAGUUUUUCCAAAAACCUAUCUUUAACUCGAGUAUUCAAUAAUUACGCUCUUUUUUUCUUUCCUGAUUCUUUAUCUGGAAUUUAAAACUCAUGGCUAGUUAGUUAGUUACUCGUACUGCGGAAUGAAUGUGAAGUCUGAAUUUGUGAAUUCUGAGUGCUUUGUA